GUUGGGCGGUUGCCAAAUUUCGAAAAAUCAUUUUUAAAUUUUAAUCAGUUUAUAUUCAGAAAUGGUUAAAAAAUCCGCUUUUUAUUCCCUUUUUAUUUCUGCCGUAAAUUCCCUACCGGAAAUCCGGGAUCCGGAAGUUCCCUUUCUCUCGUUAAUCCCUUUUCUGGCAGUUUUUAAUAUGGCAAGAGCAUUUAAUCUAACAGCGUGUGAAAAUACCCGGCCGCUUCUGAAAAUGCAGUUCCCGGCGGACGUCAGUUACCGGUUAUUCUGGACCGCUCCCGUCGACAACGGAAGUCCCAUUUUCCGUUACAAAAUUCUAUACUACCCCGUAUCUUCUCCCGUAGAGCGGAAUGAAUUAUUCACGCAAGGCUCGGCCACCUCCGUGACCUUAACCGGCCUCCUCCCGGAGACCCAUUACACGGUGGAAAUAACCGCGGAAAACGCUUUUGGAUCGAGUCCUGCGUCGACCUACACCGUGUUCACCGGUAGUCGACUGACCCCGACGUUUCCCUUGGCGCGUAUCUGCAACGUCGCGGUCCUCGACCAGACCGCCACCUCCGUGACCUUUGACUUCCGGUGGUGUGAUCCGCUGAUUGAGACCACCAGCAUCGAGGGCCGCUUCACCAGUCAAGCCAAUUCCAGUCAAACGUUCAAUAAAACGUGGUCGGCCAAUCACCCGCCGUUCGUUUUAACGGGCCUCCAGCCGGGCGGCAGCUACACCUUCAAACUGCGGGUACGCAACCGGCACGGGGAGGGCGCGGUACACAGCGGGAUCCGCAGUAUCUCCCAGCCGCCGGCCGGCCCCCCGCGGGCGCCGGUGCUGUUAGGACCGCGGAAUUACUACCGGCUGCAGUGGAGGCCCUCCGUCCGGGCGGCGGGGGCGGAGUACGGGGUGGAGUGCGCCGGGGGCGAGGGAGCGGGGCGGGGGACGUAUGCCGGGGUGCGGGAGUACUGGGACUGGAAUGGUGCGGUGCCGAAUGCGACGUAUAACGUCGUGGUGACGGCCAAACAGGGGAAUGCGUCCACCGGAAGUGGGUGUGUCGCCGUGCAGAAUUUCACGGUGCUGACGGGAUACCAUGUUCCGGUGGUUGUUCCUUGA
Molecule: messenger RNA, 1099 nt
Organism: Paramacrobiotus metropolitanus
Lineage: Eukaryota; Metazoa; Tardigrada; Eutardigrada; Parachela; Macrobiotidae
Product: netrin receptor unc-40-like
Exons: 2
Coding region: 62-1099 (345 amino acids)
Molecular function (GO): protein binding
Source: RefSeq, a predicted model, not a curated record